This is a messenger RNA of Hibiscus syriacus, 2268 nucleotides long. Its product is annotated as glucomannan 4-beta-mannosyltransferase 2-like. NCBI's taxonomy places the organism in Eukaryota, Viridiplantae, Streptophyta, Magnoliopsida, Malvales, Malvaceae. Gene Ontology annotation, cellular component: Golgi apparatus. The record is from RefSeq and is a predicted model, not a curated record. The transcript is spliced from 8 exons. Gene Ontology annotation, molecular function: mannan synthase activity. Bases 234 to 1850 code for a protein of 538 amino acids.
CUGUUUUUCAUCUGUCUCUCUCCCUCUCUCUCUCGCAUUGCCCUCGUUUUUCUUUCGUUUUCCAUAUUAAGAAAACGUAAGCUACAUUGGCCGGCACAUGUUGUAUGAGAGAUUUAAGAGGGGAGCAGCAGCAGAUUUGAAUUCUGUUAUUGAUCAGGUUUCAUGUUUUAGAAUAAGAAAACGCCUUUUUCGGUCAUAUUUUGUUUAACGGGGGAAAACCCGGUUUUACAGGUAUGGCUCAGAUUUCACCAAAGCUGCUGAUUCCGGAGUCGUUUCAAGUGUCGAGAGAUGAUAUCACGGGCCAACUGGGUUUGAUUUGGGAGCUGAUCAAAGCACCAUUGAUAGUCCCUUUGCUGCAACUCGGUGUCUACAUUUGCUUACUCAUGUCGCUUAUGCUCUUCAUGGAGCGGGUUUACAUGGGAAUAGUCAUCAUUCUCGUUAAGCUUUUCUGGAAAAAACCAGAGAAGCGUUACAAGUUUGAGCCCAUUCAAGAUGACGUCGAACUAGGCAGCUCGAAUUUCCCUGUCGUUUUAGUCCAAAUCCCAAUGUUCAAUGAAAAAGAAGUUUACAAGAUCUCCAUUGGAGCUGCUUGUGGACUUUCAUGGCCGUCGGAUCGUCUCGUGAUCCAAGUACUUGAUGAUUCAACUGACCCUGCAAUCAAGAUGAUGGUAGAGCAAGAGUGCCAGCGGUGGGCAAGCAAAGGGAUAAACAUAACGUACCAAAUAAGGGAAAACCGGACCGGUUACAAAGCAGGGGCGUUAAAAGAAGGUUUGAAACGAAGCUACGUUAAACACUGUGAAUACGUCGCAAUUUUGGACGCCGAUUUCCGACCCGAACCCGAUUUCCUCCGAAGGAGCAUACCGUUCUUGGUCAACAACCCCGACAUUGCUCUCGUUCAAGCUCGCUGGAGAUUCGUGAAUGCGGAUGAAUGCUUGUUAACAAGAAUGCAGGAGAUGUCGUUGGAUUACCAUUUCACAGUGGAGCAGGAAGUUGGAUCAGCAACACAUGCUUUCUUUGGUUUUAAUGGGACUGCUGGUAUUUGGAGAAUUGCCGCCAUUAACGAGGCCGGUGGCUGGAAGGAUCGAACCACCGUGGAGGACAUGGACCUCGCCGUCAGAGCUAGUCUCCGGGGGUGGAAAUUCGUGUACCUCGGUGACCUUCAAGUGAAAAGCGAACUUCCUAGUACUUUCAAGGCAUUUCGGUUCCAGCAACAUCGAUGGUCUUGCGGCCCUGCAAAUCUGUUCAGGAAAAUGGCGUGGGAAAUCAUUCAAAAUAAGAAAGUGAAAUUCUGGAAGAAAGUAUAUGUGAUCUACAGCUUCUUCUUCGUACGAAAGAUCAUUGCUCAUAUGGUCACAUUUUCCUUUUACUGUGUUGUUCUUCCCCUUACCAUUUUGGUCCCUGAAGUUAAAGUCCCAAUCUGGGGAGCCGUUUACAUUCCUUCAGUCAUCACAAUUCUAAACUCUGUCGGAACUCCGAGAUCGAUCCACCUAUUGUUUUAUUGGAUUCUGUUCGAGAACGUGAUGUCGUUGCACCGGACAAAGGCGACAUUUAUCGGUCUCCUCGAGGCAGGGAGAGCCAAUGAAUGGGUUGUCACUGAGAAACUCGGAGAUGCUGUCAAGAAAGCAGCAGCAGAUGCUGCUAAGAACAAGAACAACGCCAAAUCAAUCAGAAAGUUUCGAUUCAAAUUCACCGAUAGACUGAAUACCUUGGAGCUUGGAUUCGCCGCUUUCCUCUUCGUUUGCGGAUGCUACGAUCUUGUUAACGGGAAGAACCACUACUUCGUAUACCUCUUCCUGCAAACCUUUAGCUUCUUCAUCACCGGGAUCGGCUACGUCGGCACCAUCAUUUAGUAAAACAUUUCAAGCGGAAAAGUUUAUCUGCAACAACUGGACUGCAAAAUAUCAGUUUAUAAGUUAUUUUUAGUUGAUUUUCAAACAGAAAUAGCUCAUUCAACAUAUUCAGCACUUUCGCUAAAUCUCCCUCAAGAAGAUUGCUGUUGAUGGAAAUCUUCAGCAGCAAAACAAAGAAGUGUUGUUAUUGCCAAUAUAUAUUCAUACGAGUCAAGGACAACAACAAAAAAAACAUGCUUUUGGAUAGUUGUCUUUAGACAAUUCGCUUGUAAUUGUGAGAAUUUUUUCUUUUUGGGGUUCUUCAUUUGUUAGUUUUACUGGAGCAUUUUCAAGGGGAAUAAAGUGACGAAUAGAAGGGUGAACUUUGUAAUCACAGUUAGUUAAUUUAUCAAAUCCCAGUCUCUGCAUGAUUCAGUUA